Vanessa tameamea is the source of this 2728-nucleotide messenger RNA. RefSeq names its product nuclear factor interleukin-3-regulated protein (gene vri). The transcript has 2 exons. Lineage: Eukaryota; Metazoa; Arthropoda; Insecta; Lepidoptera; Nymphalidae. Gene Ontology annotation, biological process: regulation of DNA-templated transcription; circadian rhythm. The record is from RefSeq and is a predicted model, not a curated record. Gene Ontology annotation, cellular component: nucleus. Bases 336 to 1442 code for a protein of 368 amino acids. Gene Ontology annotation, molecular function: DNA-binding transcription factor activity; DNA binding.
CCCCACUACAAAAUUUAGUCGCACUCUAGACUUCGCAGAGGAUAGACAAGUCCAAGUGACUAGAGUACUACGCCAUUCGCAGUGAAUAUUUCGUCAUAACAACAUUGUGAUAGUGACAAAAUCAUUCGGGACGUGUAAAGUGGGUGCAUAACAUUUAUUGUUCCAUUUUAACGCACUAUAAACUCCACCGAAGACGGUUUUGUGUUUUGCUGGUUUUGUGAAAUUAUGACAUUGUUCUCACUAUUUGGAUAAUUCCGGAUAAGGAGUGCAAAAUUACCGCAAAUAUUUUUAACCACAGUGAAGAUCCGUGCGGACAAGGCGUCGUCCGCCGAAACAUGGUCGCCGAGUUCAUCUUGAGUCAGCAGCAGCUGCUGAGCGCGGGAGGGGGCGCUGCCCUUGGCCCGUCGCCAACACCAUCUCGCGUGCAACCACAAUCACGCAACAGACUGUCUGUGUCACCCCAUUUUCCACUAGACCAACCACUACCAUCUAAUGGUAGUCCUGGUGACCCUAAUGAUUAUGGAAACAGCUUUGAUUAUUCGAAGAGGAAGGAAUUCUUCGGACAACGCAAACAGAGGGAAUUUAUUCCUGAUAAUAAAAAAGAUGAUGGAUACUGGGAUCGCAGGCGGCGGAACAAUGAAGCCGCUAAACGUUCCCGUGAAAAACGCCGCUUCAAUGACAUGGUACUUGAACAACGUGUCGUUGAACUCUCCAAGGAAAAUCACGUACUGAAAGCUCAAUUGGAUGCGAUCAAGGAAAAAUAUGGCAUAUGUGGAGAGACACUUAUCAGCAUCGAUCAAGUUUUAGCGACACUGCCGACUUGUGAUCAGGUUCUCUGUGUCACCAAGAGGAGUAAACUCACUAGCAGUGCUCUAUUUCCGCCUGCACCUCCACCACCACCACCAAUACCUCCAUCGUCUCCACCAUCGCCUCCACCUCAACGUGCUCCGGAACCUUACCAAGAAAGGCUCCCUGCACCUGAAGCUUACUAUCCUCACCCAGCACAUUAUGAACCACCCGGUUCAGUUCUCAAUCUCUCACGAUCUCGCCGCGCUCCUUCGCCAUACGAGCUGUCAUCUCUCUCUGGCUCUGGAGACGAAACAGCGGAACAAUAUGCUCCGGAAAAUAAUUGUCUUCCUUUAAAACUUCGCCAUAAAUCACAUCUCGGUGACAAAGAUGUCGCAAGCGCUCUCCUAUCCCUGCAACACAUCAAGCAGGAGCCCGGUCCUCGUUCCUCACCUUCCUGGGACGGUGAGGGCUCUAGUGACGAGAGGGAUUCAGGGAUCUCAUUGGGUGCAGAAUACAGGCCACCAAGGUCUGACGAGAGGCUUGCUGAAGAGGACGACGCUCACUUAAAGGCGGAGCUCGCGCGGCUCGCUACAGAGGUGGCGACGCUAAAGAACAUGAUGCAUCAGAACAAGGCGCGCGCGCUCGAGCACUGAGCAGAGUGGCAGUCUGAGAGAUGCCCCGCGCCUGCGCCUGGACCGCGCAGCGCCGCGCUACAUCGUUAGUCGCGGCGACCACUCGUGUCGCGAUAACGUGUCGAUCUUGUUCGUACAAACUGUCUCAACCUGCCCCUCCCUAGUAGUCGAAGUUACCACGUUGUAAAGAGAUGAAAAUAUAUAUUUGUAUGAUAUUGUGCAGCUGUACGCGGCUAAGUCGCAUCGCCUAAUUGUAAUCCUUCCUAGUAGUCGUAUCGUUGUACCGUUCUCGUAGGGUAGAGAUAGUCGCAGUUAUCGACGCGUUCGUGGACCUUUCUGUAUGAGACUAAUUAGUUCGUUUUACAGACUUUUCGAGCAGAUAAAACUAAUCUACUCAGUGAUAGAUUUAAAAAAGAUGCAUUUUUAGUGGUGAGCUAUGUAUAAUGUAUAUGUAAUAUAAUAAUUAAGAAGUAGAUCUGUUUCAUCUAUUCGAAGACUCGGUAGUGAAAAUCGAUGGCUAAAGACUAUUUCUCUUUUAAGCUAGCUUUAAGUCUUAAAUAAUAUUAAGUCCAACUUAGAUGUUUAUUUAUAAUUUUUAAUGUAUAGUCUUUCUCAAUCGGAAUGCCUGUUAUGUUCCAAACCAAAAAAAAAAAAGAGAUAGAUCCUCUAGCUGUCAAGAAUUCGCAAAGUAAUUUUAAGAGACACUUUAAAUCCUAUUGUAUGCAGAGUAUUGUAAUCAGACUAAGAAUACCAGUGCCUUCGACAAUACAUACCUACCUUAAAAAUAGCUACAUUAAAUUAAUAUUUUUGUACACUUGUUAGUAAAAGCUUAGCGAUGUCAAACAAUCAGAUAUCUUCAAACAUUCGCUGAACGUCAUGGAAUAAGAGGUUUAACUUUUUUAUUUAAUAUACGAUUCAGCGUAAACUUUGAAGAUAUCUGGUCAUUUAAACGUGGCCCUUACCAUGAGUCGCUCACAGCGAUACAAUCGCAUUUAUGAGUACUAUAAGUCCUUUGAAUUAAUGAAACGCAUGGCGUCUCACUCAUCUCAAUAUUGCGUCUCAUUAGUGUCGAACCCAUGGUUGGGAUAUUGUAUCAAAUCCUAUUAAGACUAGAUUCAAAGUAUUCGAUAUGUAUUGUAAGUUUUCAUACUCCCAAUUGUCCAAAGGGCAUGUGAUAGGACUGAGGCCUGAGGGAGUUAUACUAAGUAUUUAUUUAUUCGGACCGAGAAAGAGGAUUUUACAGUUUAUUAUCUUUGUAUAAGAAACUCUAUACGAUAUAAAUAAAUUGUGUACAUUACAAUUAAAAA